This is a messenger RNA of Pseudoliparis swirei, 5234 nucleotides long. Its product is annotated as R3H domain-containing protein 2. Gene Ontology annotation, molecular function: nucleic acid binding. The transcript has 27 exons. The coding region runs from base 991 to 4104 and encodes 1037 amino acids. The record is from RefSeq and is a predicted model, not a curated record. NCBI's taxonomy places the organism in Eukaryota, Metazoa, Chordata, Actinopteri, Perciformes, Liparidae.
CCCAGAAGGGGGAAUAGCGUUUUGUUUCUUUUUUCUUUAAUUUGUGUCCUUUUAUUCUUUGGCGUUUUGUUGUUCCUCGGCCGUGUUCCCGUAACCGACUCGACUGCCUCGCUCCUCGGUGCUCGCUGUCUGUCGUUCCCCUCACGCGGCGCUAUUUUGACAGUUGGGGUCGCAGCGAACCGACUCAAGCUAGCCGCUCCAUUAUAUUAGCAUCGACACAACUUGAAGGAUUCUCCACACGGACUCGCAAAAUACGGCCAGCAAAAACGGGCUCCUGACUGGAGGACGGACCAUGCUGCUGCACUGAGCCGGAGGACGAGACGAGAGCGAGGCCCCAGAGGACCGCCGAGGUGGUGGCUGGCCUGUUGGCGUGCCCCUCCCACUUAUCCGGCUGGCUAGCUGCUGCCUCUUCGGUUCACCUGAUUGCUGUCCUCAUUCAGUUCACAUUUCUUUGCUGGCACCAACCUGCGGUUAAUGCUGCAGUUUUUCUCAUCAGCCAGAGUCGAGUUGUCACUCGGGAAGUGUAAGCAGUAUAGAUGUCAUGUUGGUAGAGACAUUACGUUUAUAUUAUAAAUAUAAUACGUCAUUUGCCGUUUAUAAAUUAAGAUGUUCAUAAUCUUAAUGUAUAACCAACAUUGUAUAUUCCGUGUCUGUAGUUUUUCUCCCUAAAUUGACGCAACCUAUUCUGAACAUGUAAUGAAACAAACCAGUUGAAGGUGUUUAUAAUUAUGCUGCAGAGACCAGUCAUCUCACAGUUUUUUCUCUCAGCCACACACUGAAGGCUAAGGUGUGCUAUGGACUGCGCUUCGCCCCCUGCUGCAGCCCACUCCAGUAUACUACCUUAGUGGGUUCCCCUCAUCUUCCUGUGUGUGGCUCCCAUACAGACUCACUGUACAGAGUCUAGCAAAGAUCUGGUACCACCUACAGCCACUCCUGGGUUCUCCACCCAACCCAUCCCCAACUCCCACCCUCUCCCCCUUCCCUAAGAAGAUGUCAGUGAGCCUGACAACAGUCAUCCAGCAUGAGGGAGAGAGUGGGCCACGCAUUGAGCCCUGCAGUCGAGGCAAGACCUCCCCUCAACCACAGGGCACCAAGGAAGGGACAGGAGAGGGCCUGGAGCCUGAGGAUAGCUCUCCACAGGAUGCACAGAAACGAGCUCCUAAUCACAGCCAUGGCAGGAAAAGGGCCAAGUCUAAUGCCAAACUGAAGCUGGUACGGAGUCUGGCAGUGUGUGAGGAGUCCUCUGGUCCGUUUUCAAAUGAUGGAACCCCAGAAUCGCAAUGGAAUGUGGUUUUCCAGGAUAUCAUCCAGCUUCACAUCAGCUCUCCAUCAGACAAGGAAGAGGAGAAGUCCUCGAAGGACGAGUACGAAAAUGAAGAGAAGGAGAAGAAGGACAAGGCUCCGCGAAAGAUGUUGUCACGUGACUCCAGUCAGGAAUACACUGACUCCACAGGCAUCGACGUUCAUGAGUUUCUGGUCAACACACUGAAGAACAAUCCCAGGGAUCGAAUGAUGCUGCUCAAACUAGAACAAGAUAUCCUGGAGUUCAUUAAUGACGACAAUAACCAGUAUAAGAAGUUUCCGCAGAUGACGUCUUAUCACCGUAUGCUGCUGCAUCGUGUGGCUGCCUACUUCGGCAUGGACCACAAUGUAGAUCAGACGGGCAAGGCUGUCAUCAUCAACAAGACGGGCAACACACGCAUCCCAGAACAAAGGUUCUCUGAACACAUCAAGGAUGAACGUAACAUGGACUUCCAGAAGAAAUUCAUCCUCAAGAGAGAUGAUGCCAGCAUGGAUAAGGAUGAUAAUCAGAUUCGUGUGCCGCUGCAGGAUGGCCGACGUAGCAAGUCCAUUGAAGAGCGAGAGGAAGAAUAUCAGCGGGUACGAGACCGUAUCUUUGCCCGAGAAGUGUCCUUUUUCUUACAGUCCUCUCAAAAUGGAUACAUCAACGACAACAGAGGGAACCGUGAGAGCUCCAGCCGGGCGUCUAGCAGUCGUCAAAGCAGCACAGACAGCGACAUGAAGUGCCUGGAGCCACGACCCUGGAGCAGCACCGAAUCCGACAGCUCCAACCGCACCCUGCGGCCACCGGUCACUAAGGCUAGCAGCUUCUCUGGCAUCUCCAUCCUUACCAGAGGGGAUAGCCUUGGCAGCAACAACGGCUCACAGGGAAGCUGCAGAGGCUCUCGCUCUGCCUCCCAGUCGAGCCGUAGUCUACUUCCCUGCCCGUCGCAACAGCCUCAGCCCCAGAUUCCACCUCAGACGGCCCUGCUGCCCACUCCACAGCAGCACCCCAUGGGAAACCACAUGAUUGCACAGCCGGUGGCAUCUCAGCCUGUUUCCUACUCCAGCCCCUCCUGCCCCCAGGUCCUCCUGCCAGUUUCUCCUCCCCAGCAGUACACAAUGGGAGAAGAGAUGGCGCCCCAAUUCACCCAGAUGACGCUGAGUCGGCAGGGCUCCAGCGAGAACCCAGAGCCUCCACCCAUGUAUCAGGCUCCUCCCACAGUGCUGACCCAGCACCCCCCUCCUCAGACCAGCUACAUCAUGGCAACCACGGGUCAGCCUAUGCCGCCUCCGUCUGGUUACCAGCCUGCCACUGGACACCCCCAUCCUCCACCUCCACCACCUCCUCCAUCCCAGCCUGUCAUGCAGGCCCCACCUCCCCCACAAGGCUACAUGCAGCCCCCUCCACCUCAACAGAUACAGGUGUCCUACUAUCCUCCUGGUCAGUAUCCCAGCUCUGGCCAGCAGUACCGUGUGCCCCAGCCCAUGGCCCACCAGGUGUCUUAUCCUGCCCAACGCACACAACCCAUGCCUCAGCCCACACAGCAGUCAGGUCUCCAGACAAUGAUGCCCAGCCAGCAGUCGAGCUACCAGGGUAUUAUGGGUGUGCAGCAGCCCCAGAACCCUGGUCUGCUCAAUUCCCAGAGGGCAGGCAUGGGAGGACAAAUGCAAAGCAUAAUGGUUCAGUACCCACAGAUGCCAUCAUAUCAGGUUCCAGUGGGAAAUGAAAAUCAGCAGGUGGUGCAACAGCAGUACCAGCAGCAGGUGAUGGUGCCAGUCAGCCAGUCUGUCCAGGGGCCCAUGCCGGUCUACUACAGUGUUAUCACUCCCACACAGCAGAAUAGCACAAGCCCCUCGGUAGGCUACCUGCAGCCCCCCAGCUCCGAGCAGUAUCAGAUCACACAGUCGCCAUCCCCUUGCAACCCUCAACAGUUGCAGCAGCAAUAUUCAGGAGUACCGCCUCCUGGACCUGGGGUGAUGGUCAUGCAGCUCAGCGUCCCCAAUGGACCACAGCCUUCCCAGAACCCUCCUCUGGUCCAGUGGAACCCAUGCAAGUACUACAGCAUAGAGCAGAGGCCCAGCAAGCCAGGGGAGCUGUACAAACCGGACAACACUCCACAGGCCAGCACUCAGCUGACGACUCCCCUGGCCUCCCCCACCCAGUCUCCCACCCCGUCUCCCUCCGGCAGCGUCAGCACCGUCUGUCCAGGCAUGGGACCAUUACCCCUCAUUUCCCAGUUUCCUCGGCCAGGAGGACCAGCUCAAGGUGAUGGGCGCUACUCUCUGUUGGGGCAGCCUCUCCAGUACAGCCUGUGUCCUCCUCCCCUCAUGCAUGGCCAGUCCUCCUACACCUCCCAUCAGGGCCAAGGAGUAAUGAAACACGGGGCACGGGGGAAAAAACAAACACUCAAAUCUGCAUCGACAGAUCUCGGCACAACUGAUGUUGUGGUGAGUCGAGUCCUCGAGGUUACGGACCUGCCAGAGGGCAUCUCACGUCCAGAGGCUGAAAAGCUCUUCAACCAGCUGUCGAUGUGCGGGGCCAAGAUCCAGUGGCUGAAGGAGCCCCAUGGAGGCCGAGGAGGAGGAGGAGGAGGCCCCUGUCCUGGCGUGGGGCCGGCCAGGCUCAUGGCCAGCGUGGGAGCGCGGGGCGACGGCAGCGACCCGGCCCACCUCUACACGGUGGUGGCGGUGUUCCCCAGCACCAUGGCUGCCCAGAGCGCUUCCUUCAAACUGAACAACAGCGGGGCGAGCCUCUUCAAACUGAGGGCGGCCAAAAAGAACUACGACCUGCGAGUGCUGGAGAGAGCCAGCUCUCAGUGAACGGAAAAGAGAGGGGGAGGAAGGAAAGAAAGCGAAAGAGACAGAACGAAAGAGAGACUCUCAGCGGAGUGGUGGAACAGGAAGGAGGACUGAGGGGGACUGCUCCGAGUGUACAACUUAAAAAUCAAAACAAACAAAAAAUACUUGAGUUAAAUAAUGUGUCAAAUGUAUAAAAGGAAAGCCGGUGUGAAUCAUGCGGGGGCUGGUCUGGUUUUUGUUGUGUGUUUUUUUUAUUCAUGGUUUUUGUUUUGUAUUUAUAUGGCAGAAGAGCGCACAAGACACACCAGCAUGUGUUUCACUGUUGCCGUGGAGUGUGUGCUGCCAUUAUACAAAACCACACGCGAGGCCACACACCCCAGGAGACACACACACACACACAGACAGACACACACCAACGCAGGCAACAGGGUCACGUAGCACAUGACAAGAACACACUGGACAGUCGACCUCUUCUCCUCCCUCCGCUCUCCAGCCCUUCCUCCUUUUUCCUGCCAACGCUUUCGCUCCUUCCCCCAACUCGUCUCUCGAUCUCACAUAUUUAUACAUUUUCAUACGCACAGUUGCGCACUCUCAGCUUCCCCCCAUCGCUCUCUCUUCCUGCCCCGUCUCAUGCGGCCUCCUCUCUCUGCUCCUCAGUCCCUCUCACGGACUCUCACUGCGCUCCCCACUCCUGCUUUCUGUUCGCCUUACUACUGUUGUGGGUUUCUGUAUUGCGCUGUUUUUUUCUCAGACGUUUUUUCUUUUUUUUGGUAUUUGGGAUUCAAUAUAUUUAUAUAAGUGAUGUAAGGAAUAAAAUAAAUCUAUAUAUUCGGUGAUUUUUCUUUCUUUUCCCCGAGUGAAAAAGUUUAGGUCUUCCUUUAUCCUUCACUCCUUCCCUCUUCAUCCCCCUCUCCUCUUUCCUCGAUUUGUUUCCUCCUAACUGCCCUCUACCUCACUUAUUCAGACCUCCCCCCCACCCUCGACACCCCUUUGUGUUUGCGUUUUUUCGUUGACAGCUGUGCAGAACGUAUCAGAAGAAGUAGUUAAAGUGCACAAUGAUUGCAUACGUCUACUGUAAAUUUUAUUUAAUCUGUUAUUUUUUGUUUGUUUUUAAAAAUGAUAAAAGUCAAGAAAAAAAUCUAUCAAAACAU